This is a messenger RNA of Limulus polyphemus (Atlantic horseshoe crab), 1345 nucleotides long. RefSeq names its product protein extra-macrochaetae-like. Gene Ontology annotation, cellular component: nucleus; cytoplasm. Lineage: Eukaryota; Metazoa; Arthropoda; Merostomata; Xiphosura; Limulidae. Gene Ontology annotation, biological process: cell differentiation; circadian regulation of gene expression; negative regulation of transcription by RNA polymerase II. The transcript is spliced from 2 exons. The record is from RefSeq and is a predicted model, not a curated record. Bases 151 to 582 code for a protein of 143 amino acids. Gene Ontology annotation, molecular function: transcription regulator activity; protein dimerization activity.
AUAUAUUGCUGAUACCGUCACAUAUUUCUACUCGUAGUCUCACUGUAAUAGGAUUUACCAAACUUUAGCUUGCACAGAAAAGAAAUCUACACAAAAUAUUCCGUUUCUGGAUUUAUUGAUUGUUUAUCAGUGGUUCAUUUUAGACAUAUCAUGAAGGCUUCCGUUGAAGUUGCUGUUCUCAGCCAAUCUGCCAUGAAAAGCACAGAAAAUAGGAUCUGUAAAACCGCCAGGAGAGAGCGUGAUGUCAGCCAGGAAGAAAUGCAGCAGUUGUUAGGAAAACUUAAGGAUCUGGUUCCAAAUAUGCCUAAGAACAAGAGGCUGAGUAAGCUAGAGAUCAUUCAGAAUGUUAUCGACUACAUAUUCGACCUUCAGAUAGCUCUAGAAAGUGAUUCGGUAUCUCGUAAGAGCGAUUCCUCGUCGUAUGGGAGCACGUACGGGUCUGAUUCUGUUCGGCAACCGUUAGGCGUGCUAUCUCCUGCCACCAACAGUGCCUACUCUCUUCAAGAGGAAAUGUCGAUAGACAUAUCUCCCAGUCAUCUACCCGACCUUCAGUUCCUGCCGCCAAGACCCAUCUCGUGCUAAAACCAGAAACCUGGCUUAUCAUUUGUUGCUACAGAUUUCCCGCGUUUCUACUAUGAAAAGAGGAGCAAACAUUUGAUGUUUUCACCAUAGAGCUUUCAAGAUAUAUGUGCUAGUCCAGAAUAUUGUAUUGGAGAAGGGACGUGUUUCCCGGUUUACCAUGGAUGUGUAAUUUCAGUGGGAGAAUUGCUUCGAGAUUCUACAGUAUUAGAAGUAUUAUCCUCCGUCCAGUUCGACAGCACGCGGGUACGUGAAAUGUAAUCGCUGUGGGAAGUGGCAUUAUACUACCCAUAUGACAUCAUUUUUUUCUGAUUACAGCACAAAUGUUGAUGUUUUUAGAUCCGUGCCUGUUCUUUUGUAAUGUCAAAUGGUAAAACGUACUGUUUACAUGAAUCAGGUUUUUGAAUUGUAAAAGCCGUGAUUAAACAGUGUUUGUCAGCAUUAUUAUAGUUGACGUUAUAACAGCUAAGAUUUAAUUAACAUGGGUAAGCUUUCUAACAUCUGAGUGGAAUUUUGAUGUUAAAAUAUUGUAUAUUAGAUUUAGUAAUUGUAUUAAAAUGUAUAUUACAAAAAUUAUGUGGCUUUUGGUCACGUUCUAUUGUAUUUUAAGUUUAAUGGGGUUCUUGUACAGAUAUAGAGGUUGUUUUUUCUUGUGUGUGUGUGGGGUGGGGGGGGGGUAAUGCACGUGUAAAACUUGUAUAUGUUAUGAUAUUUGUAUAUAGUCAAUCAAAGAAAGAUAUAAGCUAUUAAAAGUACAUGAAAAUUA